AUAACGCAAUAGCUGCUCUGUGCACGAAGCGUUUUCUCCUUUGCAUUACUCUCUUCACCAGGAGAUCGUUGCUCUGAACUGAACUUGCCUGCUCGCACAAGUGUGUCACAGCCUAUACGAUGAUCGACCGGAGUCCAUCAUCAUCCGAGAAGUCUCAGCUGGGUCUAGCCCCUGAAGAAGUACAAUCAGAAAAGUCCGAGCAGUACAGCGGAAACGAACCCCUGGAUGCGCUCGAAAGCCCAUCAGACCUGGAUCUCGCACCGGAAGCGAGCUCAGAAAAGCUCGAAAAUGCGGAAGAGAUCACGUAUCCAGAAGGCGGGCGCAUGGCGUGGACGGUAGCCUUUGGUUCGUGGUGCGCUAUGUUUGCGUCGUUCGGCCUGUGGAACUCUCUGGGUAUCUUUGAGUCGUACUUGUGUGAGAAUCAGCUGUCGGAGUACAGCUCGGGAACUGUGUCCUGGAUUUUUUCCGUGUACUCGUUUCUGUUUUAUUUCUGUGGGUUGCAGGUUGGACCCAUCUACGACAAGUAUGGACUACAAGUGCUAGUCUCUAUCGGCUUCGUUGGGCUGGUGGUAGCGCUCAUGAUGUUCAGUCUUUGCACCGAGUACUACCAGUUUUUCCUGAGUUUCGGAGUCUUGGGUGGAAUCUCAUGCUCCAUGAUUUUCACGCCUUCUAUCGCAGUGGUUUCUCAGUGGUUUCACGCCCGGCGUGGCGUUGCUACGGGUCUGGUUUGUACCGGCGGCAGUUUAGGCGGCAUUGUGUUUCCUAUGAUGACACGAUCGCUUUUGCCGCAAGUUGGAUACGGCUGGUCAAUUCGAAUCAUGGCGUUCAUUGUUUUGUUUAUGUCGGUUUGCUCGGUUCUAUGCAUGAAGACGCGGCUGGAGCGGAAGUCGGGGAAGAGUGCGAUGAUGGACCUUCGUAUGUUCAAAGACAGGCUGUUUGCUGCCACCGCACUUGGAAAUUUCAUGAUUGAGUGGGCGCUUCAGAUCCCGGCAACUUACUUUAUGAACUACGCAAUCUCCCAGGGUGUGACUGAAGAUUUCGGCUAUGGUCUCGUCGCGAUCAUGAACGCUGCCUCGGUAUUUGGCCGCUUUAUCCCAGGCUACUACGCCGACAAAUACGGCGCGUUCAAUCUGCUAGUAAUCACCGUCGCGCUCUGCGGACUCUUCAACCUGACAAUGUGGCUCCCGAUCGCCACGAUCGACAAACGCAACAUCGGCGGUCAAAUCGCGUACCUGAUCUGCUUCGGCUUCGCCUCCGGCACGGGAAUCUCGCUCGUGCCCGUCUGCUUUGCGCAAAUCUGCGACAUCAGAAACUACGGCAAGACCUACGGCACCGCCUACACGCUCGCCAGCAUCGCGACGCUGACCGGCACGCCGAUCGCGGGCGCGAUCUUGAAGUCGAUGGAUAAUCACUAUGCGGGACUUGUUGGCUUCUGCGGGGCUUGCUAUGUUGUCGCUACUGUGCUUUUGGUUUUUGCGCGCUGUUUUGGGAGUUCUUCUAAGCUUUGGGUGGUGUACUGAAAUGAUCUUUGUAAUAUGGGCAUGUGAAGUGGAUAUGGUAAUAGAUUAAUAUAGUAAUUUUGCAUCCGAUUCAUUCGUCUUUUUUUUUUCCUCUCUAUUAAAAGUGAUUGGAAGUGGAAGAUCGUAGUUUUCUGUAUUUAUCUAUACUUCGGCUAAAAUGCUGUGCGGCUU
This is a messenger RNA of Myxozyma melibiosi, 1691 nucleotides long. RefSeq names its product major facilitator superfamily domain-containing protein. NCBI's taxonomy places the organism in Eukaryota, Fungi, Ascomycota, Lipomycetes, Lipomycetales, Lipomycetaceae. Gene Ontology annotation, cellular component: membrane. Bases 120 to 1520 code for a protein of 466 amino acids. Gene Ontology annotation, molecular function: transmembrane transporter activity. The transcript is spliced from 3 exons. The record is from RefSeq and is a predicted model, not a curated record. Gene Ontology annotation, biological process: transmembrane transport.